Messenger RNA from Caenorhabditis briggsae, 819 nucleotides. RefSeq names its product Protein CBR-SRV-15 (gene Cbr-srv-15). Bases 1 to 819 code for a protein of 272 amino acids. The transcript has 8 exons. Gene Ontology annotation, cellular component: membrane. NCBI's taxonomy places the organism in Eukaryota, Metazoa, Nematoda, Chromadorea, Rhabditida, Rhabditidae. The record is from RefSeq and is a predicted model, not a curated record.
AUGGUCGUCACCGAUUUCUACUCGCUUCCGAUGGUCACUCAAACCGGGACCCUCCUGAACAAUUAUCUGGGUGCAAUGCUCCCCAAAUGGGGAUGGGGAACUCGUGUUUAUUUAUUUUUGGAUGUUUACUAUGCACAUACUUAUUUGUAUUUUGCAUGGGCGUCUGGAAUUUGCCAAGCAAUGUGCGUAUCUCUUCUAGCUACCAACCGAGUCUCCGCCAUUCUUUUCCCUUCAAAGCAUUCUAGAAUGUGGACAUCCACGCGCCUCCGAAUUGCCAUAGCCAUUCAAUUUUUGCCGGGACUUUUUGCUGGAAUCGCCACAUUUUUCAACGAAACUCAAUUAUAUCGAAAUUCUAAAAAUGGAGUCGUCCCAAGGUUCAAAAGUGAAAUUUUCAUUGGUGUACUUUUCGGAAUCGCUGGGCUGUUCUUGGCAAUUGUGUGCAUUUAUUUGAUUUUGGCUUAUUGUUAUUUGUUGUUCAUGUUAAGAAAGAGUAGUAAUGCUAUUAAAUCCUCCCAUUUUGCAAAAUCCCGUGCUGUUAUCAAGAAAAAAGAAGUGAAACUUUUCAUCAUGAGCAGUAUUACAGUAACUAUUCAAAUUUCUAUUCUGGUCCUGGUGAUUAUUUAUGCAACGUCACUAUUGAAUUUCCCGCUGGAUACAUUUUAUUUAUGCUAUAAUGCUAUCAGCGAUCUGUACGCUGGAAUCAAUCCAUAUCUUCUCUGGAUUUUCUCGGAUUCCCUCCGAAAACAUAUUUUCAUUCGCUUGGGUUUAAAGAAGAGAAGACGAGUGGCCAGCUCUUCUGUGGUUACUGUAAAUCAGUGA